AUGUCAAACUUUGUCUCGUAUCCCAAAAGAGCUUUCGAAAUGCUUUUAAAGAAUAAAAUCAGCUCCAAACCUCUCGUUCCAAAUAAAACAAGGGUAGUCGUCCAAAAAAGACGCCGGCGAUAUCGUUUGACGCCCUUCAAACGAACCCUCCGAGGCUACGCAGGUUCGGCCAGUGUCCAUGGGAUCAACUAUUUCGCUGAUAUGGGUCAACAUUGGUGUCCAAGAUUCUUUUGGUUGGUUGCCGUGCUUUUCUUUUUGAUGUUGGGUUCCUAUUGGUCAGGAUUAGACUAUCUUCAUUGGAUCAGUCACCCUGUGGUUAUCACUGCCAAGAGCUUCGGGAAACCUAUUUCCAAUUUGGAAUUUCCAGCCAUCUCUAUAUGUAGCCAAGGUUUCAAUCUUGACAUAUUGGAUAAAAUCUUGGACAACUCGAACGUGAAUAACACCUGGUUCAGGUUUAUGAUUCAAGGCAUGAUUUCUGGUGACAUGGAACGCUUCGUCGAAAGUUGUCUAUUGAGGAAAGGAAAUUUAAAAGAUUGUUUCAACAACUGGGACCAUGAUCCAUCCUUUGAAGAACCCAUUAUUGCCAAAACUCAGUCCAUUGACUUGUUUUUGAACCCAAAGCGAGUCGACGAGAAACGAAGACUUAUUCGAGACGCUCAGACAACAAUUAGGAAUCUUUUUACUGAGUAUGACAUAGAUCUCGACAAUAAGACGCUAACAGAUCUACUCUGGCACUCAAGCUUGCCCUGCUUCGAUCAAAAUCGCAUUUCAAACCACAACCAUCAGUACGAAUCACUCAAAUGGUGUUCCUGGAAAAACGUUCCUGUUCCAUGCUCAGCAAUUUUUCAAAAGUUUCCAACAAUUGAAGGUAUAUGCUGUGCAUUCAACUUAAAUGCUGCCGAUUUAUACGUCGAAAACUCUCUUCGAGAAUGGAUCUUAACCAGUCAACGAGAGGAUUUUUUGAACAGCUUUGAAAAAGCAGAAGCUUUUUCAGGGUGGCCAAGUAAUCCUAUUCCCAAGGCCGGAAAACAAAAUGGUUUAAUGGUGAUGCUUGAUGCACAUUCAGAUUCUAUAAGUGCGGGCUCAGUCAAAGACGACUUCACGGGCUUUCUGGCUUUAGUUGGCGGCGCAAAGAACAAUCCUCUCUAUCCAGAAACCAAAGUCCUUCUGAAACCGGGUCACGAAAACCUGGUCACACUGUCUGGCUUGGAAAUCACUCCGGAUUUUGAUAUCUACGUUAUGCCUCCGACAACUAGAGGUUGCUAUUUCCGCCAUGAAUUCGAACUUUGGGUUCAUAGGUACUAUUCAAGACGAAAUUGUGUCCUUGAAUGUCGUAUGAUGAAAACUUUGGAUAUGCUUCCCAAAGCCGAUCAAUGCAUUCCUUGGAACUUUCCAAACGCCUUUCCAAAUUUGACCAUGUGUAACCCAUGGCAAAAGGAGAAAUUCAUGGAAACAUUCCUUGAUAUUGCCGAAGACGUAUGUCUUCAAUGCCUCCCAGAUUGUCACGAGGUCCAAUAUUCAGCUUCUGUGACAGCAGCGCCAAUUCGGCGUUGCGAUAAGCAAAAUCUCGGAAUUUCACCGUUGUGCGACAUCAAUGUGGAAUCAUUGCCGGAUCCGCCCAUUUGGGGUUCAGCUAUCUUCGAUCAAUUUGGAAAAGAAGGUCAAGCAAUUCCCAAGCACAUCCAGCGCAAUAUUCCUCCUAAUGUUCGCUAUUCUGUAACGGAUCGGACGCCCUACAACGCUUACGAUAGAGAUAUUGCCGUUGCCGCAUUCUACUUUGAGUCCUCUACCCUAUUUGAAUAUUCACGUCAAGCUCGGAUGACUUGGAUUGAGUUUGUGGCCCAAGUGGGAGGAUUGUUGGGAUUAUGCCUGGGCCUUAGUUUUGUGUCCUUUCUAGAGGUGAUUUAUUGGUUCACUUACAAAUUCUGGGUGAAUUGGUAGAUUUCAACCGAUUGCUCGGUGUAUUGUCUAUGCGGCGAAAUUUUGUGCUUGGCGUAAUUUCUUAAUCUGAACUUGAUUGGGUUGGAGAAAUAUACCUAC
This is a messenger RNA of Tigriopus californicus, 2040 nucleotides long. Its product is annotated as pickpocket protein 28-like. Gene Ontology annotation, cellular component: membrane. Gene Ontology annotation, biological process: sodium ion transmembrane transport. Gene Ontology annotation, molecular function: ligand-gated sodium channel activity. The transcript has a single exon. The record is from RefSeq and is a predicted model, not a curated record. Lineage: Eukaryota; Metazoa; Arthropoda; Copepoda; Harpacticoida; Harpacticidae. Bases 1 to 1941 code for a protein of 646 amino acids.